Molecule: messenger RNA, 198 nt
Organism: Dictyostelium purpureum
Lineage: Eukaryota; Evosea; Eumycetozoa; Dictyosteliales; Dictyosteliaceae
Exons: 2
Coding region: 1-198 (65 amino acids)
Source: RefSeq, a predicted model, not a curated record
AUGAAACUAUUAUAUAUUAUUUUAAUAGUAUUAUUAUUAGUAUCAAUAGCGAUUAUAUCUAAUGCUUCAAUAGAGGGUGGUGAAGGAGAAUUGCCAAAUACUUUUGCAAAUAACUUAAAUAAUGAAGAAGAGGUAGUAGAGCAUUUCCUAAGUAAUUUAAUAGCUGGGUUAAUAGGUGGUCAUCAAGUUGUUGGUUAA